Labrus bergylta (ballan wrasse) is the source of this 6021-nucleotide messenger RNA. RefSeq names its product cholinergic receptor, nicotinic, alpha 11 (gene chrna11). NCBI's taxonomy places the organism in Eukaryota, Metazoa, Chordata, Actinopteri, Labriformes, Labridae. Gene Ontology annotation, biological process: monoatomic ion transmembrane transport; nervous system process; signal transduction. Gene Ontology annotation, cellular component: plasma membrane; acetylcholine-gated channel complex; postsynaptic membrane. Gene Ontology annotation, molecular function: acetylcholine receptor activity; acetylcholine-gated monoatomic cation-selective channel activity; acetylcholine binding. The record is from RefSeq and is a predicted model, not a curated record.
UCCCUUCUCUCCCCCCACACGCUCAUUCUCUCUUCCCUCGGAUGCAGACUGGAUGCAGACGGGGGGGAUUUCCAGCAGCUUCCUGAGUCUGUCCUCCCUCUCCUCUCCUCCCCUCCUCCUACUCCUACUCCUCUUCCUCCUCCUCUUCCUUCAAUAAUCCGGACCUUCUUCUCCUCUUCUCCUGCUCUUCAUCCUCCAGAAUGUGGCACUCGGUGGCUCUACUCCUCUCUGGAUUUUUUGCUUUGAUUCACGUGUCACUGCAGGGUCCUCACCAGAGGAACCUGCUGAAGAACCUCCUGAAGGACUACAACCGGAUGGAGCGGCCAGUGGGCAAUGACUCCCACCCUCUCACCGUGGUCUUCUCCCUCAGUUUGAUACAGAUCAUGGACGUGGAUGAGAAGAACCAGGUCCUCACCACUAACAUAUGGCUACGGAUGAGUUGGUUCGACCACUACCUCCAGUGGAACCAGAGCGAACAUCCCGGCGUAAAAAACCUCCGCUUCACCACCGAUCAGGUGUGGACGCCGGACAUCCUGCUGUACAACAGUGCAGAUGAUGACUUUGACUCCACCUUUAAGACCAACGUGCUGGUGAACUCCAGUGGCUACGCCGAGUAUCUGCCUCCAGGAAUUUUUAUGAGUACAUGCAACGUGGACGUGCGCUGGUUCCCCUUCGACAUCCAGAGGUGUGAGCUGAAGUUCGGCUCCUGGACGUAUGACGGCUGGCUGCUGGACCUUCAGAUGAACGAUGCCGACAUCUCGGGCUACAUGCCCAACGGAGAGUGGGACCUGAUCGGUGUUCCGGGCGCGAGAAACGAGGCCUUCUAUGACUGUUGUAAAGAGCCGUACCCGGAUGUGACAUUUGUUGUGACGAUCCGGAGGCGGACGCUCUACUAUGCCCUGAACCUGCUCAUUCCCUGCGUGCUGCUGUCUUCCAUGACUCUGCUCAUCUUUGUGCUGCCAGCUGACUCUGGGGAGAAGAUCUCGCUGGGCAUCACAGUGUUGCUGUCUCUCACCGUCUUCAUGUUGCUGGUUGCAGAGAUCAUGCCGGCCACAUCUGACUCCGUCCCUCUCAUAGGUCAGUACUUUGCCAGUAUAAUGAUCAUCGUGGGGAUGUCAGUCAUCGCCACAGUCAUCGUUCUGCAGUAUCAUCACCACGAUCCAAAUGGAGGAAACAUGCCCAAAUGGGUUCAGCUGGUUUUGCUGCAGUGGGUGGCCUGGUUUCUGCGCAUGAAGCGACCAGGAGAGAACGACGACCCGGAGCGCCCCCCAUGCGCCCCCCACUUGCGGCGCUGCUCAUCGGGCUCCCAGAGCGGCAGCAUCCCGAACCCUCCAGAUCCCACCCUCCACCCGCUGCACCCACAGAACCUGGGUCCCCUACAGACGGGGCCCCUCCAUGCCGGGCACCCUCACCUCCACGCCCAGUCGAGCGCCAACAACAACGGGAACCUUCUCUACAUGGGCUUCCAGAGCAUGGACGACCCGUCGAUGCUCUCCGAGGCUCUCCAGAGGAAUAACCUCUCCUCAGGGCGAGGAGCAGGAAGCCCGCCCCCCCACCUCUCGUCUCAGUUCUGCAGCUCCCCGCCGCCUCCUACACCCAAUAUGGAUACUGUAGGCUGCCCCAGCACGGUGUCCAGUGGAGGCGGCUUUGGAGGGGGACCAGGGGGGCUCGGAGUCUGCUCGUCCACAGGGAUCGGAGACCCCCAGCUGCAGGCCAUCUUGGAGGAGGUGCGUUACAUGGCGGACCGUUUCCGGGAGCAGGACGAGACUGAAAGCAUGGCCGACCAGUGGAAAUUUGCGGGCGCUGUAAUCGACCGUCUGUGUCUGGUAGCGUUCAGCGUUUUCAACAUCAUAUGCACCAUCUCCAUCCUCAUGUCUGCUCCAAACUUUGUGGAGGCUAUGUCAAAAGACUUUGUCUGAAAAGAAAUCAGGAAAGAAAAAAAAUAAAAGAGCAGAAAGCGCAAAGGGAAGGAUGAAGGGAAUGAAAUUUAGGAUGAAGGAUGGAGUGGGCCUGGAUCCAAGGGAAAACAAUUUCCAGUGGACUGUUGGUGCUGUGAUUUGCGAUCGGGAGAGAACUGGAAAAAAAAUACGAAUGGUUUUCUUUGCAAUACAUUCUGUUUUGUAAGUGAAAUAAAAGCAGAAAAACGGAUGAGGAAGGGGAUACAAAGUGAACUGAAAAUGAGAUUAAGGUGAGUAGGGUGCUUUAUCAGAAUGUUGACAAGGUGGAAUGGCUUUUUGUUGUUUACUCAGAGACUUUCCCCCCCGAAAUUAGGGGAACGAUAAGUUCUAAAAGGAAAAAUCAAGAAAAGACUAUCAGUGUAAUGAAACUUCUGGUAAGAAAGAUCCUAAAGCAAGGGAGAGUAAGAGAAUAAGAGAUAGAAAGAGACAGGCGUUAGAUAGGGCUAGAUAAAUAAGACAGACAUUUGGCUGUUUUAUUUUCUCAAGCAGGGAAGGCAGUCCUUCACUCCCACAUGUCGAGAAAAGACUGCAUCAUUUAAAGUGAUGUGAGGAGGAGAGCCUGGGCAGAAAAGAAAGAGACUUUUACAAGGACAGAAGACAAAGGGCGGCUCAGAAGGAAUGACUCUUCAUCCCUCUUGACAAUGUUUAAAGUUGUGAACUGGGAUAUUAAAAAAAGCCGACUGAAGAUCAGGAACGCUGCAGGAGAGAGGAAAAGGAUCUCAUCUCUCAUUCUAUCACAUUCAUCUAAUGACCGUCAAAUUGAAAAGACCUUGGAUAAUCUUUAAGACUAAUCAGCUUUUAAAAGAUGAAGUCCUCCUCUGCUCACACACCACUUUAAAUGUCCCAGGCCUUAUCUCUUUCAGAUGAUUGCCAAUCUGCAACAAUCAGCAGAGAUCAAAAGCUGCACAGUGUGCUGUGCUUAUCACCACGAGAAACUGAAUUUACUGGUCAUCAACGAUGCAAAGGCCAGAAGCUGCAACCACAGUGAAGGCUUGAACCAAUUAUUACUCAUUGAACGGUUACCUAAAUGUAUCCAGCAGGUCCUGAGAGACCUAAAGAUCUCACUGGAUUUCAUACUUAAGGUUUAAACACCGAAAUGGGGCGUGUUUAAUAGAACAUGAGCGGCACAAAAAAGGGAGGAGAUCAUUAAAAAAAAGAAUCUGGAUGGAGAAGCAAAAUCCCAUCAAAGUGCUGUCUGUUUUUAAGAGUGAUUUCACAUCUUAAAUGAAGCACUAGACUUCAAUAGAGCUGUUUUUCCCUGGGUGUGACCUCAGUCUCUAAUGGGCUGAUUUAGAAGGUUUACAUUUAUAGUUUAAACUUCAUCAGAAGAGUGUCUGAACAAAAAUGGAAACCACUUAGUCAAAUUGGUCUUAAUUAAUUUGGGUUUGGUUGAAUUGAACUCAGACAACAUAAACAGCUGUCUUGUGUCUCUGCUGCAGGUCCAAUGAAUGCAUGGUUAGCCCAGCUUAGCUCGACCAAAAUGUGUCAAAUUUAAAUCCUCAAAUGUCCUGCAGGAUGAUUGUCCCACCGUAACAAAUUCAAGUUGUAUUGCAAAUAAGCCAUUAGCGAUCAACAGAGAUCGGCUUACUGUCCACAACCUUUACGGUGAAGAGCUUCUGAGUUCUGCCUGAGAUCUAUGCAGUAGUCUUAUAGCACUCUUUACAUUUUCCACACUGAGGCACUGGUAUAGCUGAGUUGGUAGAGUAGGUGCCCCAUGAUUGCAGGUACAACGCCUGAUCCUGACAUUCUUUAGUGCAUGUCAUCCUCGACUUCCUGUCUCUCUAAAGCUGCUCUAUCAAAAUAAAGCCCCAAAAAAACAAUCCUUAAAAAAAGUCCACAUUGUGUUCAUCAUAUUUACAUGGCAGGCUUUGCUGAUUGAUCUCAGAUGCUGGCAUGAUGUCAUACACACUAUACAAAACUCUUGUCAUUGAUCAGUUAUUGUAAAGACAAUAGAAUGUAGAAUCUGCAGGGAUAUUGGGACAUUAUUCAAGUUCAAACAAUGUAUUUUAUUGUCUGUACAGUUAGACAACAGUUAGCAUUAGCAUUUCGCCACACUUCAUGCUGUAGCUAACAGACUCUCCGUUUGAAGUGAAUAGAUUAUAACACUAUAAGAGCGAUCCACCUGCCUACCCUGAGCAUGACGUCCCAGGACAAUGACACAUUUUACAACAAGUCUACAUCUUUAUAGCUCCAUAUAGAGUGAAUUAAUAAGUAUACAGUCAAAUAGUUAAAAACUAAGGAAGUGAUUUGGACACAGUAAGGUGAUCACAGAAAGAUGAGUCAUUCAAAAUACCUAUAAGCAACAGAAUGCAGCAGGAAAGUGUACCCUUCACAUUUUUUUCUCAGUAUAAACGCUGAGUCUCUCUGUGCUUCACAGCUAGCGUCACACUCUCUUCAGAAUUCAGAACCAUGUGGUAACAGCUUCUGGGCAUGGCUAGUGACAGUGAAAAUAAAGAAAUAUCAGGAGAAAAACAGUCCUUCCGAUGUGAUUUUCUGCAGGCUAUUUGGAAAACAGUACCCUUAGUUAGAUUGUUGUGUACGUCUUACACAGCCCACAUGAGUCUUUUUGUCAUAGAAAACAAAACUGGAGAGAAACAUGACUGUAUUGUGCACCUCUAUAGUGAGUUUCUUUGCAUUUUUGUGGCAGAUAAAAGUAAGAUACUUAUUUAACCAUGCAUUCAAUCUGUAAGCAGAGACAAACAGAUGUUAGUCCUCAGUAUGCCUGACUGUAUGAGGAGAAAAUACUAAAAACCUAACAACAGAGAACAGGAUAAGGCUGGAUUUAAUCUUUAUUUUUUACAUUGUCUGCAAAUCCCAUGAAAAAAAAAGCAAAACCUAUGAUGUGAAGUUUUUCAGUCCUUUUCUACACUGUAUGUGGAACACAUUCAAAUACCCAUGUGUUCCCGAUAAAGACAUUAUCCUUAUAAUUGGGCUAGAAAUACAUGUUUAAAAAAACACAGCUGGACAUUGCCUGGAUUUGUAGUUCAUGACAAACAUUUGAAAACAUAGUAUUUGAGACCAGUUUCAGGUGUGGAUUAAAACAUGUAUGGUGAUUUACCAAGGUUGUUUUUUUUUUUUACAAACAAGAGUUCCCAUUUUAAUGUUAUCAUGAACAGUAACAAUUUGGCUCAUGCAAGUUUAUAGUUUUUGAAAAUGACUCCAUGUUGAUAGGGCAGUGAUGUGAGACUGUGCAUAUUAACACACAGACAGAUCUCACUCCUCUUCUGUCAUCUGCUCUUUAUCGUUUUUAAAAAUUCUUACUGCUAAGUGUCAUAUCAGCCUCUAGCUCUUUCCUCCAGCCUCAAGCUAGCACCUACAUGUUGGAAAGGAUAUGUUUGGACAUAAACUUUGCUUUGUCUGAGGAUGUUUAUGUGGGAGGUUUUAAAGUCAGGGUUCACCUCGCCAUGUGCGAACAAGCUACAAAAACAGGUUUCUCCAGAACACUGCUUUAAUAAGGCACCAUAUACUGUUGGUGCAUUCUGAGCCAGAGACGACAGUGUUUGGUUUAUUGAACUACAAACUAUCUAGAGCCUUUUCUCCCUUUGUGUUGACUUAAGAUUAUGAUCUGCCUGACCUUCGUCCAGCACAUUUACAGUGCAGAGUAGAAACGACUAAAGCACAUGAAGAAGACGUGUUAGGGUUCUGAUUGAGGAGAAAUUCUUGUUUGAUCAAUAUACAUGUUGUUGUGAUCUUCAUGGGAUUUGAUGACAAUUACAAAAUUCAAACAACUGGUAGCUUAAUUCAUUCAACAUAUAAAGAGUCAAUAGGACUGAACACAUGUUUCCUGAUCUAGUGUCUCUACACAUUUUAUUUCUCACUGUGAACUUGUCCAUUAAAUCUAGAGACAACUGUACGAUUCAUCUCCUUACCUCUCUUCAUCUUCUGUCUCUUCCUCUCUUUAAUGUCAACUCUCCUGACAGGUGGAAAGUAAACUUUCCUCCCCGGGUGUUUUGCCGAAGGAUGUUCUCCUUCCAGCACACAUACUGACACACAAAAACACUCCCAUCUGUACAGAGCAUUUCUCAUCCUGAAAAUAAAGGACUCUCCCUUUUUUUAUAUACAA